Pestalotiopsis fici W106-1 is the source of this 1152-nucleotide messenger RNA. RefSeq lists its product as uncharacterized. Lineage: Eukaryota; Fungi; Ascomycota; Sordariomycetes; Amphisphaeriales; Sporocadaceae. The transcript has 2 exons. Bases 1 to 1152 code for a protein of 383 amino acids. Gene Ontology annotation, biological process: heme oxidation. The record is from RefSeq and is a predicted model, not a curated record. Gene Ontology annotation, molecular function: heme oxygenase (decyclizing) activity.
AUGGAGGAAACGGACCGCUCCUUGGGGGAUUCGAUCAAUGUUGCUACCAGAUCCAUUCAUGCUCGACUGAACAAACUCAUCAUCGCCCGUCUUCCAUUGGCUAUUCCUCCGCAGGUUAAAGACCCUUCAAAUUAUGUCUCUGGACUCCUUCACAUCACACCCAUAUACGGCACCUUUGAAUCCCUAUGGAAGUCGAUACUUGAACUACCCAGCUCGACGGAAAAUGACUCCACCAAGGAUGGCCACUCUUGUGAGGCUUGCAAGCCAUCCUCGGCUAUUCAUCAUACCUCAGACUCGCUUGAUGAGCCCCAUCAACCUGUUGUCUGCACCAGGAUACAGUCACUUUUGCAACAUUUGCACACGAACGACUUGGAAAGAGUUGCGUCAUUGAAGAAAGACAUUGCUUUCAUGACUGGAUGGUCACCCGAGCUACUUGAUGAACAGCUCACAUCAGCCGCGGAAUCUCCAUUUCUGUCUGCCUUCGUCGAGCACAUCCGCCGCUCUGUGCAAGAACGUCCCCAGGUACUCUUGGCAUAUGCAUGGGUUCUCUACAUGGCGCUCUUCAGUGGCGGACGUUUUAUGAAGGCGUCUUUGUCCAAGAUUGACCCAGGCUUUUGGACCGCCAACACCAUGGCAACGGCACCUCCCAAGCAGGAUGGCCUACCGCUGAAUUUCUUCACGUUUGAUGCGCCUAAUGAGGGUGACGAGAUCAAGCUGGCGUUCAAGAAGCGCCUGGCCGAGUCCGAGUCUCUCCUAACCCAAGAUGAGCGAGAAGAUGUCGUAAUGGAGGCGCAGCGGAUCUUUGAGUUCAUGGUUGAGAUCGUGGGCGAGCUCGAUGGAGUCUGUAGCACAGGCCCUCAGGAUCAGGAACAAGAUAGCGACGAGGGUAUCAUGUGGCGAAUGAGCAGGUUGCUAGGGUUGAGAGCGAGGGACAGCGUUGCAGUUGCAAAGGACAGACGAGCUUGGGCAAAGUGGCUCGAGAAGCAGCAGACAGUGGACGAGGACGGUGAGAUUAAAGACGAGUCUAGGCCAGCCGAUGAGGACGAUGACGAUGCGGACGUGCUGGCUGCAUGCUGGCAUGGAGAGAUUAGCGAUGACAAUAGGCAUCUGACGUUCACACGGCGCAGCGAAAGUGGCUCGGACGGCCCAUGA